This is a messenger RNA of Cherax quadricarinatus, 2215 nucleotides long. RefSeq names its product protein mono-ADP-ribosyltransferase PARP3. Gene Ontology annotation, biological process: protein poly-ADP-ribosylation; double-strand break repair. The record is from RefSeq and is a predicted model, not a curated record. Gene Ontology annotation, cellular component: site of double-strand break; nucleolus. Gene Ontology annotation, molecular function: NAD+-protein mono-ADP-ribosyltransferase activity; NAD+ poly-ADP-ribosyltransferase activity. Lineage: Eukaryota; Metazoa; Arthropoda; Malacostraca; Decapoda; Parastacidae.
CUCAAGUGAAGGUAUAAAUGAAGGUGGGUGGGUGUGGGCGGCUCAGUCUCCCUCAGGACGGCGGUGUGGGUUUACGCUCCUCGUCCUCGUCACUACCAUAAUAGUAAAGAUGGCUCGGGGCAGAGGUCGUGGUAGGAAGGCUGCUGCCAAGCGCAAGACUGAUGAUGAUGGAGAACCGCCAGCUAAACUUCAGCGGGAAGACAGUACCAACACCAAGCUUCGGAAAGCUAUACAGGAAGCAAAGAAGUCAGCUAGUCAGCUUAAUAAGCCGAGGAAGAUCAAGCCGGAUCAAGUUCUUCUUAGAUCCUUCACAAAUGCCAGUGUGUAUGAGGACUACGCCUGCAUGCUUAACCAGACCAACAUAGGCAACAACAACAAUAAGUUCUACAUCAUCCAGGUGAAUGAGGAUGCUGGGCGCUACAUCUGCUUCACGCGAUGGGGACGCGUGGGUGAAGAAGGUCAGUCUAACAGUGACUGUUCCAAGGAGGUGGAGGCAGCCAUAAAGUCCUUUAAGAAGAAGUUCAAGGACAAGACCAAGAACGACUGGGACAACCGAGACAACUUCACUCCACACCCCGGAAAAUACACAUUAAUUGAAAUUGAUGAAGAUGAUGAUGAUGAGGAGGAGGAUAAUGAUGCAGUAGAUGGUGUUGAGCCCAGCAGGCAGCUAGUCACCUUCACUGGGUCAUGUUCACUGCCAUAUAGGACACAGCUCAUGAUCAAACUCAUCUUCUCUGAUGACAUGUUCGUCAACCAGAUGUCUCACAUGAAGCUGGACGUGAAGAAAAUGCCGCUGGGAAAGCUCAGUAAGCAGCAGAUUGCUAAGGGACUCGAAGCUCUAAUGGACAUUGAAGAAGCCAUCAAGAAGAACAAGCCACGUAAGGUUCUGAUGGAGUUAUCAUCCAAGUUCUUCACCUUGGUACCACACAACUUUGGUCGCAGUGUACCGCCAGUCAUCGCUGACGACAGUGUGGUACAGGAGAAGAAGGAAGUUAUGUUGACACUAAGUGAUAUUGAACUAACCCAGAGUCUACAGAAGGAUAAGAGCAAGAAGGAUAUACAUCCAUUACUUGAGAAGUAUGAGAUGCUGGAAUGUGUAUUAUCCUUGCUGGAUAAGAAAAGUGAGGAGUUUAAGAUGUUGCAGACGUACUCCACUGCUUGUCCAAACACACGCAAGGGGCCGCUACUUGAUGCUUGGAGAGUUGACCGCAAGGGUGAAAAAACCAGAUUUGCCAGCCAUGAUGACAUCCAGCACCGCAAGUUACUGUGGCACGGCACCAAUGUGGCCGUGGUGGCGGCCAUUCUUAAGGCUGGCCUCAGGAUCAUGCCCCAUUCUGGAGGUCUUGUCGGUCGAGGGAUUUACUUUGCCUCGGAGCAUGCCAAAAGCUCUGGUUACGUUCAACCUCACUGGGGUAGCUUUGAAGGAGAAGAGAUGGUAGGCUUUAUGUUCCUGGUAGAGGUAGCCCUAGGCCGGGAGAAGAGCAUCACCCAGUUUGACAGUAGCCUUACCAGGGCCCCACCAGGCUACGACAGCAUAGUAGGCAGAGGCAGGAAUGAACCAGAUCCCAAGAAGAACAAGACAGUAAUAUUCGAUGGUAAGGAGGUGGUGGUGCCUGUGGGUCGGCCUGUACCACAGCCAGAGUGGACCCAGAGUGGCUUCUUCCAGAGUGAAUACUUAGUGUACAAGGAGAGUCAAGCUUGUAUUAGAUACAUACUUAAGUUCUCCUUCAAGUAGCUACUAACGGCAGCCACCAACUUGAUGUUUCACGGUACAACUUGAGGUGAUGGUACACUAUCUGGAACUUGUUUUAGUAGAUAAUGCACCAUCUGGAACUUGAUUGCCUUUCUACUAAAGGGUCAUUAAGACUGGUUAAUGGGGUUUAAAGUCUAUCUACUACACCAGUCAAGAAUACCUUAAUACCUAAAAUAGUGAUUAAUGUAAAUUACCAAUGUAUAUACACUGAGAUAUACGCCUCUCAGUGUAUAUAUCCUGAGAGAUACAUUCCCUUGGUGUAUAUAGAGAUAUACCCCUUGUUACAUAUACACAUGUAUACACGUGUGUAUAUAUUGAGAUACAUUACCUUGUACAUAUAUACACCUCUCAGUGUAUAUACACCCACUCAGAGUUCUUGUAUAAUAUACAGUUUUUAAGAAUUGUAUGAAAUGUAUCACACAAGUGUGUAUGAAUUUAUAUCAAUAAAUUUCUAUUUCUUGG